AUGGUAACUUGGUUCAAACAACUUGUCAUUCGACGACCCCGGGUAUGCGAGUUCUUCGCCCUUCACAAACGGCACGCCACCGCAUAUUCCAUUCAAAAAAAGGACUUUUAUGUCCGGAUAGCUCGAUCGGAGGCUAGCUGCAGAGCCUGCUGCCUCGACUUUUCCGAUGCCAGGGAGAAGCAGGACGACAAUAUUGAAGCCGCCCAUAGACCCAGUUGUAUAAGUGUUGUUAUCCCCUCUUGCUCUUCCAUAUGGGUCUCCUUCUUCAUCCCAACACUGAUCUAG
Trichoderma gamsii is the source of this 285-nucleotide messenger RNA. RefSeq lists its product as hypothetical. Bases 1 to 285 code for a protein of 94 amino acids. The transcript has 2 exons. Lineage: Eukaryota; Fungi; Ascomycota; Sordariomycetes; Hypocreales; Hypocreaceae. The record is from RefSeq and is a predicted model, not a curated record.